Molecule: messenger RNA, 453 nt
Organism: Striga hermonthica
Lineage: Eukaryota; Viridiplantae; Streptophyta; Magnoliopsida; Lamiales; Orobanchaceae
Source: the annotation of a GenBank genome assembly
GUGGAGUGGCCGUUUCUUAGGAAGGCACUGGCUAGGAUGGGAUUUUCUAAGCGGUGGAUCAGUUUUGUUGAGGCGUGUGUGGAGCAUUUCACGUUCUUGGUUCUGGUUAAUGGUAGCCCCACCGACUUCUUCCCCUCCUCCAGAGGCCUUAGACAGAGUGAAUCCCUUUCCCCAUCCCUUUUUGUUCUUGCGGCAGACUACUUCUCUCGCUGUCUUGACGGCUUCAUCUACGACUAUCCACGGAUGACAUACAGCACCCGUGUCUAUGGUCCUCCCAUCUCGCACCUUUCUUAUGCGGAUGACAUUAUUAUCUUCACCCGGGCGGAUGAUGAUGGCCUGAUCGAGCUUAUGCACCUUCUGGAGCACUAUAGCUCGGUUACUGGCCAGCUGAUCAGUGUGCAGAAGAGCACCUUCACCCUCUCCUCCUCCAGCGCAGACAGGUGGGCUCAGCGA